Messenger RNA from Diorhabda sublineata, 1741 nucleotides. Its product is annotated as fasciclin-1-like. Lineage: Eukaryota; Metazoa; Arthropoda; Insecta; Coleoptera; Chrysomelidae. The record is from RefSeq and is a predicted model, not a curated record. The coding region runs from base 218 to 1708 and encodes 496 amino acids. The transcript has 6 exons.
AGUGUAGUGUAGUGUAGUGUUUUCAAUGUAUCUAAUUUAUGGAUACUAUUUCGUCUAUUUGAAUAAUAAAUUAUCUAAAAGCGAAAUUGAUGUUGUGCGUCUGUUGUAAUCACAUCAUCUCGGUCAUAACCUUGUCCAAAUUCCGAUAAACAUAAUACAUUAUCAACGACGAAUUCAUCAAAAUAAUGGCGAUAUAUAAAUUUCAAGUUACGAGAAAAUGUUCCAUUUUUUAUUGGUUUUAUUAAUUUUUAGUGAAAAUGUCGAUUCACAAAGAUAUAGAACAAUUUACCAAAAAAUACAACAAGAAAGAGAAUACGCAGAAUUUAAAACUUUGAUCAAAAACAACACAGUCGCUCUACUAAAUCUGCAUUAUGAUCAACUCACGGUUUUCGUCCCUCUAAAUGCCUCUUUUAAACAUUCAAAAGUGAAAUACAGUCCUAAUGUAGCUUUUUAUCACAUGAGUUUUGAAGUAAUAACGCUUGAAAUGCUGUACAAAAUCAAUUCUAUACCUACAGUUAUAUUAGAAAAUCCCCCUUUAUGGAUAACUCGAUUUGCUGGAGAUAUAUAUGUCAAUAAUGCGAAAAUUAUACAGGACAAGUCAGAUUAUUCCGCUAGAAGUAGAGCGGGGGAUAUGGGAAAGCAGCAGGUUCUCCAUGUGAUAGAUUCGGUACUGGAUCCCAUAAUAACAGAGACCCCAACAACAUCCCCCACGGCUUAUGACUUUUUAAAUUCUAUAUCUAAUUGGAACCUUGGUACGGAUAUUACCGUAUCGAAUUUUUUAACGAAAAUACAGGAAACUAAAGUACAAUACGUAUUUAAACAAAACUCCGGAUAUACAUUUUUCGUACCGAUAGAUUCCGGCAUAGGACCUUACAAGUUCAAGAUGAUUAACAAACAUAUUAUUUUCGGACAUGUUAUACCUUUUCAAGUGCUAUUCACUAGACCUACGCCUAGGAAAUUCGCUUACGAAUCUUUAGCCAAUGACGAGACGGUUUAUAUAGUUUUGUCCUUCGAGCAAAUACAGAAAAAGUUGUUUGUUAAAGGGACGAUGAGAGGAAUGCUUGGAGACGGGGAUUUUUAUUCCGAAGUUUUAGUACCGAAUAUUCCUGUUAGAAAUGGAGUGGUACAUUUGAUCUCACAACCAUUAGGUAUUUACUCGAGGAAUCUUAAACCGUUUCCGUACCUAUCGGUAUUAGAAAAAAUUACUCUGGAUCCAAAUACGAACGUAUUUUAUGAAAUGGGCGAAAGGACGGGUUUCAACGAUAUAUUUUCCAGGAAAAACGUCACUUUCACUUAUUUUGUUCCUAAUGAUCUGGCCUGGAAAAUAGCAGAGGAUAAUUAUUUGGAAAAAUUGGAUACGGACAUUCAAAUUUUAGGUCGUCAUUUAAUAUUAUCAUACUCGCCUUUUUCCAUAGAACAGUUGCUUUCGUUAACAAAGGCUAACAACUAUACAGAUAUAGAACUGAAUACCCCAAUAGGUCCUCUUAGAAUAAUGGUACUGUUAAUUAAUGGAGAUUAUUACUUGAAAUGGCAUAAUCGUUUCAUUAAAAUAAUUAGAACGAAUUACGAAUGCAGUGAUGGCAUUGUACAUGUUUUAGCAAGUCCUUUAGCCAAUUUUAGACGAAGGGAUGUCAACGACUUUGGAAAUAUUAUAGGGAGAUUUUUAGAUAAAAUUAGCGUGAUUUUGAAAGAUAAUGAAUUAGAAUGAAUAUAAAAAAAUGCAAUAAAACUUUAAAAAAAA